AUGAUCGUCAUCAUUUUUUCUCUACUUGUGAUCUCUAUAUGUUUGAACCCUCGAAAUCCAGGUGAUAAGAAUGGCACCACCCUGCGCUCUCUUUAUUACCCUCCGGUGAAGGCUGAGAGCGUGAAGGAAGGUCAGCUCCGCUGUGGUGAGCACUCAGACUAUGGCAGCAUCACUCUUGUCUUCCAGAGCCAUGAGGCAGGCCUGCAGGUCCAUAGAGUUCUACUGCCUUCUGUGGGUGACUCAAACACAAGGCAGUCAAUGGCGUUCUUCGUGCAGCCGGACGAUGAUGCUAUCGUUAGCUGCUGUGAUGGCUCCAACAAAUAUCCUCCGGUGAAAGCACUGGAUUAUCUACUGCACUUUGGGAAAUCCAUCUCAGUUGCAGUGUCUCGGAAAGGCUAUUUUGUCACAACCCACAGUUUCCUGUUCAAAGAAUUGCUUUCACAUAUAAUUUCGCAGACACACACUUACACACACACACACACACACACAUCAUAUCAUCCAUCUCAUCGACUAUUGUUUUGGCAUCGGCUUUGGGUCGGCUCAGCUAAAAGGAUGUAUCAGGGAUCAGGGAUAUUUAUUCUCCUCCUUCUGAAUUUGGGGGCUGCCGAGGCCAUGGCAGAAGGCGGAUUGUGUUAUAUCCUCGAUGGGAUUUUGAUUAUCUACGGCAUUGUGUUGACGGUCCUCUACUGCAGACUGAGGAUUCGUUCUGGAAAUGUGCAGCCAACUGAAGAGAAACCAGAGGGCAUCUACCAGGGUUUGCAGCAUCAAAACCAGGACACCUAUGAGACGCUCGGUGUAAAGAAGCAACCAUUGUAGUAACUGACGUUAAAUCUGAUUAAUCUAAUAAGCAUUUCCAUUUUUGUUGUUUAAUAGUGGUUACUAACAAGUACAUAUGAUUUUACAGCUUGCUUUUGCUGCAUUAAAUGACAAAUAUUCUUUUUUUAUUGGCAAAUAUUUAUCGGCAAAUUGGCAAUAUUCCUUUUAUUUUCCAUAACAUACUCUGAAAUUACUGUAAAAUAUAUAUAUUUUUUAUAUAAUUAUAUUAUUAACUAUAAUUUUGAUAUUGCAGACAUGAUAAUAAUUAUGACAAUAUUAAUAAAAACACAGUGCUUUAUAAAUAUUUAAAGGUAAUACAUGUACAGAAAGUAGCCCUUAAUUCAAAUAACAAAAAACAACAAAAAAAAUGAUGAUAAAACUAUUAGAUGUGAAUGUGUGUGAGAAUGAUGUCCAGCUUUCCUGUCAUAGUACUAGUAACAGUUUUGCCUACCGUGGUCAGACAGUUCCUACAAAGUUGAAUUCCUGUCUCAUUCCCUGUGGUCCAGAAUGAAUGAAUAUUUUGUAAAGAAGCAGAAGAAAGAAAUCAAAAAUUAAGCCUUGACACACCCAAAAAGAAGAUUGCUCUUUGAAAAAGACAGUGUAUGACCACGGGUAUAGUUUAUCGGGCAUAGAUAAGUCAGGAAGAAUAAGAGCGUGAAAGCAGUAUGAAAGCACUUUCGGAAUGGGUGUCACAUUGAUUUUUUUUUUGUUAUUUAUAAAUAUCUUCUGUGCAAACUAACACAAUAAAUUAUCCUUUGUCUUAGUGGCAUGAAAACAACAGCAUUCAACUGUAUGUAGAUUACUAUGGUCCGCUAAGUUUUUAAAGCAUGUUCUUUUUAAUUAUAUUAUUAGAAUUUUAUUAUUAUUAUUUUUUAUUAUUUUUUAUUUUUGUUACAGAUAUAAUAACCCACCAUUAUAAUAGCUCAUUUCAAAGACUAUUUAUUCUAAAAUGAUCUUAAUCUCAUAAAUCUGUUUAUCCAUUCAUUGAAUUCAGUAAGCUUAACAACAACAACAAAAACAAGUUAAAUAGGCAUUUUUAUUGAUUUUUUUUUAUCGGGAUUGGACACCUUGAAUCCAAUUUGAUUAUUUAUAACCAUAUUUUGUUCACAAAUAAAUGCAUACAUAAUAUCCCUAAAACAAAUAGGUUUAUAAAUAAUUUAAUUGGAUUCAAGUUGAUUUAAUUAGCCAAUAAAAAGCUAAUUAGAUUAUUAUUAUUAUUAUUAUCAUCAUCAUCAUUAUUAUUAUUAUUUACACAUAUAAUAACCCACCAUUAUAAUAGAUAAUAUUAAAGACUAUUUAUUCUAAAAUGACCAUGUUAUUAAUCUGUUUAACCAUUAAUCGAAUUCAGUGGGAUUAAUAAUAAUUUAAAAGAUUAUAAUAAUAAUCAUAAGUAAAAAAUAACAUUAAAAAGAGGAAGAAGAAGACGAAGAAGAAGAAAAUGUGAUUAUUUAUAACUUGUUUUUUUUUUAUAAAGAUUUGUGAACCAAAUGGGUAUAAAUAAUCAAAUUAGAUCAAAGAUUCAAAGUACACUAUAAAAACAAAUCGUUAAAAUAUAAAAUAUUAGAAUAUUUUAAACAAAUAAUAUUUGUGCUUCUUAUGAUUCUUAUGAUCAAUUUAGUAUAUAAAUAAGGGGUUAAGAACAAUUUUGUCGAUGAACAUGGUCAUGUGUACAGCCACUAGAUGUCACUGUUGCCCCGUGAGGAAAAUUUUUUUUCUUGCUCUCAUGAAUGUAAAUCUAAUAAAAAAAAAUUAAACAUUU
This is a messenger RNA of Silurus meridionalis, 2575 nucleotides long. RefSeq names its product Fc receptor, IgE, high affinity I, gamma polypeptide like (gene fcer1gl). The transcript is spliced from 10 exons. NCBI's taxonomy places the organism in Eukaryota, Metazoa, Chordata, Actinopteri, Siluriformes, Siluridae. Gene Ontology annotation, cellular component: membrane; Fc-epsilon receptor I complex. Gene Ontology annotation, molecular function: IgE receptor activity. Bases 1 to 816 code for a protein of 271 amino acids. The record is from RefSeq and is a predicted model, not a curated record. Gene Ontology annotation, biological process: cell surface receptor signaling pathway.